GAAGGAGGACAGGAACGGGCGAAGGUGUAGGCAGAAGGUAAGAAAGAGUGACGGGUGAGACAAGGCGGCUGAGCCACUGGCGGCUGCGAAGGGCAAUGAAGGAUUGGCUCGGUCGGGCCCGGGCGGCGGAAAGUCGUGACGACCAACGGAAAACAGAAGCAGAACAAGAAGAACAACAAUUGCGACCAGAAAGGAGGGUAAGGAACGACUGGGAAGGGAAAGAAGGGAGCGGCAGGAGAGGAAUGAGGAAUUGGAGCUGUUUUCUGUUUUGGUGUCUCGUCCAGACGGUCAAUCAGGGGGAGACGAUAGUUUUUCUCAAUAUUAUUAGUUUAUUAGUAGGGGGCGUCUAGCUGCAGCACAGACCGGCCGGCGAUCUUCGAGUCCCCUUUUCACGAUGAUGAUAAUCAAAGCCUUCCCCGUCCACACCGUCUGAAACAUGGAGCCCUGCGUGGUGCAGGAAGAGGGAAGAUAAAGUUGGAUCUUC
This is a messenger RNA of Aspergillus heteromorphus CBS 117.55, 484 nucleotides long. RefSeq lists its product as uncharacterized. The transcript has a single exon. Bases 96 to 350 code for a protein of 84 amino acids. NCBI's taxonomy places the organism in Eukaryota, Fungi, Ascomycota, Eurotiomycetes, Eurotiales, Aspergillaceae. The record is from RefSeq and is a predicted model, not a curated record.